AUGUCCGCGACCUCGGUGAUUGCCUCCAAGUGUUUGUCUAUUAGCAGCAUCAGCAGCGUGAACAGCUUCAGGAGAAUCUCGCCCGCAACGCUUGUCAGCAUGAACCCAUUCCGCAGAUCGUCCGGCAGUAUCAGUAGUCUCAAAGAUAACUUUAUGGGAGUACUGGCAUCUUCGUCUCCCACAAGCAUUGUCAGCAACAGCUCCUUUAGGCGAUCGCCUACCAGUAACGUAAGCAACUUUAAAGAUCCCAUCAAUACAUUUCAGUCGUCGUUCACCACGACAACUUUCACGCCCUCACCGUUCAGUAAAUCGUCUGUCAGCAAUAGCAGUGUAAAGGAUUGCUUUGAGGCUGCCAGGAUCACGUCUCUACGAAAAGACGCCGCCUCAAACUCUGCCUCUGGGUCCGAGCCCUCUUCUCCUCUGGCUCCAGUUGAAGCGACUCCAAUCCAAACCGAAGUAACAGUCGAUGGUAAAGUCGAUUCAGACAAGGCAGACAUUGAAGAACAGACCUUGAGCGUGAAUAGCGUUGCGGCGAUGGAAAGCACUGAUACCAAGGCUAGCCAUGCGAGGUUCGUCAAGGAAAAGUCAAUGUAG
Messenger RNA from Gamsiella multidivaricata, 594 nucleotides. RefSeq lists its product as uncharacterized. The transcript has a single exon. The record is from RefSeq and is a predicted model, not a curated record. Lineage: Eukaryota; Fungi; Mortierellomycota; Mortierellomycetes; Mortierellales; Mortierellaceae. Bases 1 to 594 code for a protein of 197 amino acids.